UAAACCCUUUUGAUGUGGGUGCCUAUUUUCCUGUCUUAAACCCUUGUCAACUCACUUCAUCCUCUCGCCCCUAAAUUCCGCAAUCUUCCUAAUUUCUCCACCGGUAACUUUUAGCUCUGCAUUCUCUCAGUUUGAUUUUCACAAUGUUAGAUUAUAGUUUUGGGGAUUGUAAAACAGCGGCGUGUCUGCAGAGGAGCUCGAAGGUUUUCUUCUCGACUGAUUCAUUCAGAGAGGCCGGAGUUACAGCUCCAGGGCGUUGAUCCCAGGAAAGGCUGGAAUUUCCGCGGCGUGCACCGUUUAUGCUUCUGAUUCUAUUCAAUGAUCGCCUCAGCUGAUUUAUAGGAGUAUCAUUAGUUAUAAUACUUUAUUAUAUUCAGAAUUUCAGAUACAUUUUGGUCAAAUUGAGACUACUCUAAUUUCCUAGGUUUAGCUUUCUAUUGUUUGAGUCUUUCAUUGUUCAUUUGAGAUGUUAUCAUGUGAUCCUGGAGCUUUAUCGGAGAACUGCAUCAUUAAUCGAGAACUAUCAAGUUUGGAAUACAUUCGUGGAAUUUCUUAUCUUGCAUAGGAUCCUAGUCAAUUGUGUGGUUUAUUUGCUUGAUUUAUCAAAUAUUAUGUAUGAAGAUCUGCUUAUUCACUAAUCACUAGGACAUCUGUUUUCGCCAGGCUACUAUAUGCGGAAAAGUUGGUCAAGCCCCCAUCCAGAAGAUCUUGAGGAAUGGUAAAACUGUAACCACAUUCACUGUAGGAACUGGAGGUAUGUUUGAUCAGAGAACCGUAGGUUCUCAUGACUUGCCAAAACCAGUUCAGUGGCAUCGUAUUGCAGUUCAUAACCCUAUGCUUGCAGCCUAUGCAGUGCAACAAGUUGUGAAAAAUUCUUCAGUUUACGUUGAGGGUGAUAUUGAAACAAGAGUCUACAAUGACAGCAUCAAUGGAGACAUAAAAAGCAUACCAGAAAUUUGUGUGCGCCGUGAUGGAAGGGUUCGGCUUAUAAAGGCAGGGGAAAGCAUGGACAGUAUUUCCAUUGAUGAGCUACGUGAAGAAUUAUUUUAGUGAUAUCCAGUAAAGCAUGUGGGGCUGAUGAAGAUCUCAAAAUAACUCAGCCUUGAAUACGUUUCUCCUUUCUAUUGAUAUUUUUCUUAAAUUUUUAGCGUGUAACGGUUAUAACUUAGAAUAGAUAUAAUUCAUAUUUGACAGAUCAUGCUGGUGUCAAAUUUGAAUUUUAAUGAUUGACCCUGCUGUAGAAUGCAUAUUACUUGACCCUUUGCUUAUCAGUACUGUUAGGAGGUUCAUAAAUCAUAAGAAACUUUUGCCAUGAUAGCAAUCUUGUCAUCA
This is a messenger RNA of Salvia splendens (bonfire salvia), 1332 nucleotides long. Its product is annotated as single-stranded DNA-binding protein, mitochondrial. Gene Ontology annotation, molecular function: single-stranded DNA binding. The transcript is spliced from 5 exons. Gene Ontology annotation, biological process: positive regulation of helicase activity; mitochondrial DNA replication. NCBI's taxonomy places the organism in Eukaryota, Viridiplantae, Streptophyta, Magnoliopsida, Lamiales, Lamiaceae. Bases 757 to 1050 code for a protein of 97 amino acids. The record is from RefSeq and is a predicted model, not a curated record. Gene Ontology annotation, cellular component: mitochondrial nucleoid.